This is a messenger RNA of Drosophila navojoa, 843 nucleotides long. RefSeq lists its product as uncharacterized. Gene Ontology annotation, cellular component: chitin-based extracellular matrix. NCBI's taxonomy places the organism in Eukaryota, Metazoa, Arthropoda, Insecta, Diptera, Drosophilidae. The record is from RefSeq and is a predicted model, not a curated record. Gene Ontology annotation, biological process: chitin-based cuticle development. Gene Ontology annotation, molecular function: structural constituent of chitin-based larval cuticle.
CUAUGCUAAUAUUGAUUGAGCCACCAUUCUAGCAGAACAGUAGAGAACGGCAAGAUGCGUGCUCUGAUAGUACUCUGUCUGGCGGCAACAGUCAGUGCCGCUCGCCUGGGCUACAACUACAGGCCCGGUAGCACGGCCAUCGUUACAGACGCCAUUGACACUAGUGGGGUAGGAUCUCGUCUAAUAUCUGGCCCCGCAUCCGGUCUGGGCGGUCCAGUGCGCUCGAUUGUUGCGCCACAAGCCGGCGUUCAUAAGGAAUUCUUCGCGUUCCGUGCCAAUGAGGCCGACUUUGAGGAUCCCGAUGCUGCGCGGAAGAUUGCGGCUGCGGUGAAGAAGAGCGUGCGCGUCAUCUUCAUCAAGGCUCCGGAGAAUCGUGGCUACGAGAACGCUGUUCUGGCUCUGGCCAAGCAGGCUGCGGAGCAGCAAACAGCUAUUUACCUGCUCCACAGGCAACCCGACCUCAACGAGCUGGCGAACAAGUUCAAUGCCGUGCGCCAGAAUGCCAAUGCCAAGCCCGAGGUGCACUUCGUCAAGUACCGCACCCCCGAGGACGCAGUCAAUGCCCAAAAGGCUAUCCAGAGUCAAUACGACUCGCUGGGCGGCACUAGUCAAAAUAUCAACGGAGGUAUCGCAAAUGCCCUGAACUUUGCAUCGCGCUCCUCUUUGCCUGCACGCGAAGGACUGAUCCGGGAGCCCGACAGCAAUUACUUGCCGUCCUCGAUUCUGAAUCGUCUGCGCCACAAAAAGUGAACAUAGUCAAAUUCUGUAAAUAAUUAGGAAAUGUUGAAUAUUGAUCGAUUUGUUAAAUAAAACUAAUAGAGCUUUUUUACUUUUAAUUUUAAA